Messenger RNA from Drosophila biarmipes, 1047 nucleotides. RefSeq lists its product as uncharacterized. The transcript is spliced from 2 exons. The record is from RefSeq and is a predicted model, not a curated record. The coding region runs from base 210 to 467 and encodes 85 amino acids. Lineage: Eukaryota; Metazoa; Arthropoda; Insecta; Diptera; Drosophilidae.
UGUCUCGUACAACUUAUUUAAAAGAUAGCACCAACUCGGUUGAAAGUCACAAAUAAUACGCAAAAGCUAUUUUCUCGUUUGUUUUUUAAUUUUUUUUUCGAUAUUAGGCGACGUAAAUUUUAGCUUUUCAAAAACAAAAUUAUUUUAAGUUAGCCGUUAAAUUAACCGAUUGCCUCUAUUUCGGCCCACAUCCAAGAUUAGUGAAGAUCAUGUCGUCUCAGGUGGAUAAAAAGCGCGGUGCGGUCGGCAGUGGCAACGAGGAACUGGCCACCAUGGAUCCCACCGAGAGCGACUUCGCCCUGGAGCUCAAGCCCACCCCCAAGCAGACCUGCAUUCCGGAGCACCAACGCCAGCGACUGGUCAGCUCGGACACCAGUGUUUACCAGCGGGAUGGAGUGUUCGAUAUGCCGGACAAGUCCUGGUCCGUGCUGUACUUCAGCGCCGGGAAGGACAGGGCUUUUAAGUAGAGGCUUCGAAGCCGCAGACCAGACAGAUGACCCGUCCCCCAUCACAGCAUGCCGUACUAGCACCAAUUUAAACCGAGUGUCUGCAACCGCCUGGCCCACUGAUUGACUCCUUCGCCACCACAUCCAGCCACCAGUCAUCCAUCAGAUGUCGCGAAAUGUUAUAUAAAAUUGAAAUUCGCACGCGUGCCAGUGCAUAUUUGAUCUUUUUGUGUGGGUUUCGGUGUGGCUGCAAUUGAUGAUGUUGUCUCCGACGAUUCUGAUACGAAAGAUUGUGAUUAAUGGAGACAGCGCCAUUGAGCGCGAUCUGCGGCGCCUCAGACUAUAGUACUAUAACGAUCAGACCCAUGAUAUGACAUCAUACCCAGGCCAGCCGACACAUUGCGCCAAGAUUGCCAUUGCUCUUGAGAAGUGUCAAGCGAGCGUUUCUAUCAAAAGCGGAAAUAAUGGCUUAAUGAGACAAAUGACGCGACUCUGACACUUCUGACAGUAUCCAGAGACGUGUGAAUUCCAUGGAAUUGAUGCCCAAUUUUUGCCAUCGUCGUGUCAGAUGUGAUUAAUUUGCGAAUUAAAUUCUUUGCGC